CCGCGGACAGCUUUCAGGGUUGCCUUGGGCAUAGCAUAUCUUCAACGUGUUGUUUCGACCUUCAGUCCUAGAAUCUUGCGCCCGCUACCGUCGAGGCUUUUCGUAGUUUCCAGCUAUCAUGAAGAGAUAACCCAACCCGUGGCCUCUCAGCUCCGAAAGCGCAUCCAGUAUGGCUGUCUAUGUGUCCCAACUCGGGGCUAAGGGCCCAUUUGCCAACAGUGCUCCUCCCACAGUACCUGCACAAGCAGCGCCGGCUGGUACAUUUCUCCCGGGAACGAAAGUACAAGUGGGCGACCACCGGGUCGUUAUUGAUCGCUAUCUCUCCGAGGGUGGAUUUGCCCAUGUCUACGUGGUGCAGUUACCGCGGCCCAUCGAUGGCAACCAGAAGGCGGUACUGAAGAGAGUGGCUGUCCCGGAUAAGGAACACCUUGCAAACAUGAGAACGGAGGUCGAAACAAUGAAGAGGUUAAGGGGCCACAAACAUAUUGUGAAAUAUAUUGACUCGCAUGCAUCUCAGCUGAAGGGCGGAGGAUACGAGGUGUUCCUCCUCAUGGAGUUUUGCCAGGGUGGAGGACUUAUUGAUUUCAUGAAUACAAGACUACAAAACAGAUUGACCGAGCCCGAGAUAUUGAAAAUAUUCACCGAUGUGGCAGAGGGAGUGGCAUGCAUGCACUACCUGAAGCCACCGCUCAUGCAUCGAGAUCUCAAAGUCGAAAACGUCCUUAUAUCAACGACAGGAUCGUCAAGGAUAUACAAGUUAUGUGACUUUGGUUCUGCAGCUCCUGCUAGACCGGCUGCUUCGACGGCUGCCGAAGGGCGUUUGAUUGAGGAAGACAUAAAUCGACAUACAACCCUCCAAUAUCGAAGUCCAGAAAUGAUUGAUGUCUACAGGAAACAACCUAUCGACGAGAAGGCCGAUAUAUGGGCGUUGGGCGUGUUCUUAUACAAGCUUUGUUACUAUACGACUCCAUUUGAAGAGGCGGGACAAAUGGCCAUUUUAAAUGCUAGGUUCAAAUUUCCAGGAUACCCACGAUUUUCAGACCAGUUGAAAUUACUGAUUGCUUCAAUGCUUCGGGAGCGACCAUCUGAUCGCCCUAACAUAUAUCAAGUGCUCCAAAAAGCAUGCCAAUUGGAUGGCAGAGAUCUUCCUGUCCAGGAUAUUUAUGCCCGGCGGACACAGUCAGAGAAUCGGAAGGAUCAAGCACUCCCCAAAUCCUCUAGCUCUCAAUCCAGAGCCGGUGCGACGUUAUCGCCCCCGAGACAAGAAACUGCACCGAGCGUCCCUCAAAUCGAACCCAUGCGCCGAGGACGACCGACAAAGCCACUCUCUCACCAUGGAUCUGCUAAACCAAGCCCCUCGCCGUUGAGGAUGGUAGAUAGCACCGAUCCAUUUGCAGCGCUAGAUGGGAAAUCCUCUUCUGUGGAAGAUGAACUCUCCUCUCGCUUCCCAUCGUUGGACCAAUUCUCUCUGAUGACCGACAAGGGCAAGAACUUUCCGUUUGAGCCUCAAUCAGAGAAAAAGCAGGAAAACACGGACUCAGACUUGGCGCAGAGAGUCACAAUGGCCCUGGCAGAUGAUGCUUUUGCUCGUGCUCCCAGCCCGGUCAAAGCCAAUACUGCCAUGGAAAGACCUAAGACCACCAUCAAGUCACAAGCCGUGCUGCAACACAAGAAAUCUUUAGAAAGCAAGGAAAAUCAGCCUCGAGCCAACUUGCCCCCAGUCAAGGCCUCAGCGACUAGCAUGGUUUCCACUGGCACAAUGACUACCCCCUCUCCUCCGCCUACAGCCUCGAAAUCAUUUGCUGAGCGUCCGAUACAUCGAUUCCCACCCAACGAUCAUCCUCCCAGGACUUCCAGUCUCAACCAACCUUCGACCCAACCGAGUGUGUCUUCGCAAGCUAAGACAGGCUCAAGGCUCGCAAAUCUCCUCAAAGAAGAUGCCUAUCGGUCUCAGCUUGCCGAUGACUACGAGCCACGAUCUCCCACCUCGUCUCGUCCAUCCUUGGAAGGUGGCCGCCCUACACCACGGGAGCUCAGCUCAAGUGUGAGCCGCUCACGAUCCUUGAACUUUAGAAAUCGGCCAGCAAGUGUCAAUAUUGGGGCAAGGCCAACCCACAUCAAGGAUAAAGAGAUUAAUCGACUGGAUUAUGAGACAACAUUCACAAGCGCAGAACCAGAGAUGGCUCCCUUGACACACUCGGAAUCUGCAACAAAUAUUGCAUCGGAUGUUGAUUUUCUGAAAGCCAGGGAAGAAGAGGAGAAAGAGCGAAAGCAGCAUCAUAAACGGUUGUCAAGUGGCACCAGGCACAUCAAACGCUCCAGCCUGCCAUCGAUAGGCAUUGCUGGGACUACGAAGUUAUUGGCCGGGAAGUUUGGAGACGCUUUUAAAAUGUUCGAGAGUAACAACGACAGCCACCAUCAACGACAACGCAGCGACUCUCCUUCGCGCGACGCAAUCAACAUGCUCACCCCUAUCGCAGGGUCCGAGGCUACCGAUCUCAGUAAUGACAGGGAACCGUUUGAUGAGACAGAAGACCUGUCACCAGAGAUGAAACGCGAGCUAGAAAAGAGAAAGUUGGAGGCGGAAGAACGGAGGGUUGCCAAUGCAGCGGCCGAAUACAGACAACGUGUAGCAGCAAGAGGUGGCAAUACCCAACACGGUGGCACAGUCAAAGCCGCGUCGAUUCAGAACAGAGUGCAAUCACUGUUGACUGAACACGAGAGGCCUGCACAGAAGACCGCGACUGGAUAUGGUCGUUAUACCGAGUCUCCAACCCCGCUGCAAAACAGAAUAGAUGAAAAACAGCCAUCGGAGGCCUCAACUGUUGAGGUUCCCGCAAGGAUUGAGCGGCAUCCUCCCCACUCCAUGUCUGCACCUACUUCUACCAGCGACUUAACAAGAUCACAAAGGCCCACAGCUCCUCCUAAACCCAAAGUACUCCGGUCUACGGUGCCUGACGCGCUGCCAACCGCGAGUGAUGGUUCCAUUGCUGCGCAUGUGGACGAAGAUUGGGAGGCGAAUUUUAGCAAGAGAUACCCUAGCCUUUCUGGACUUGAAAUGGUGGAAACAUCCAUCACAGGGCCGAAGUCAUCGGUGGCGCUGAGGACGAAGGAAAUAUAACUGUUCUGAUCUUUGUUCUUUAGACGUAGAGUCCAUCUUCUGCAUUCUCUUGUUGAGAACGCCGAUGUAUGAGUACUAUCUUAGACGAGUAGUAAAGAUAAUCGCUGAAAGUGAAUGAUUGAUGG
Exophiala oligosperma is the source of this 3246-nucleotide messenger RNA. RefSeq lists its product as uncharacterized. Gene Ontology annotation, cellular component: cytoplasm. Bases 170 to 3121 code for a protein of 983 amino acids. Gene Ontology annotation, biological process: protein autophosphorylation; actin cortical patch assembly; peptidyl-threonine phosphorylation. The record is from RefSeq and is a predicted model, not a curated record. Gene Ontology annotation, molecular function: ATP binding; protein serine/threonine kinase activity. The transcript has a single exon. NCBI's taxonomy places the organism in Eukaryota, Fungi, Ascomycota, Eurotiomycetes, Chaetothyriales, Herpotrichiellaceae.